GAACCAGAUGUGAAAGAAGAAAGGAACGCAGUGCGGAACUGAAAGUGGAGGUGGAAAGGAGCAGGGUCAGUGUAUGCUCACUUUGCCUUGAAGUGAGAAUUUGGUGGAUAGGAGAUAAAGCUUGAAGUGCCAUCACCUUAAUCUAAAAUGAAGCUGGGCUAGGUGGGAAUCACCGCAGCUUUUACAGGUUUUGAUUAAAUCAAAUAACUGUUUCCGGCUAUUUAAGACCAGUGCGAUGAGAAAGAACCUGGCAUUAGUUAAGGUGGCUUCUAGAGCAUUUCCCAAUUUUUAAAUGUGUAUCCCAAUUAUAUUUUUAUACAGAAGUGAAACAACAUUACUAUUUGUAAUCUGAGUGCUUAAUAUUUUAAAAAGAUGGGUAUGCAGCAAUAUUUUUUAAAAGUAUGAUUUGUUCUGAGAGGCCUUCAGGAUGCAGUGACUUAGUGGUCCCCUUGAGAUCAAUAAAUACCCCAGUGGAGACAUUGGAAAGUGUUUAUUAUAGGUCUGAUAUUUUCUUCCCUCAUCUUAAAGAUUAGAGCAUCUCACUUUGAAGACUGGUUGUAGUAGGCUUUUCAAACAAGUCUGGUGUUCAAGGGAGGAUGUAAAGAUCAAAGACUGAACUAGUGGUUUUGGAAAUUGGCAGUGACAAAAAUAGGGUUCACCUGGAAGUGACGCUGUAGGUAGGGGUUUUCUCUGCAAGGAAUAGGAUGGUUCUAAUCUCUGCACCAAAGAUUCCCUCAGUCUGACAGGCAUUUCCUGAGGGUCUUUGUGGCAAAUUUGAGAUAUGGUAUUACAGAAGAUAUUACAGACCAAAGUGGAGAAAAAGAUGGGGUGUGGGGGAGGGGCCGGGGCCAGCUUCCUAGGGGUGAAGUGCUGAUCUCGACGCUCACGAGAUGCGGCCCCUCCCCCCGCCGCAGCUGCUGUGAUUACCUACUUCCUGCAGUUCCUUCAGGUGCUGCUGGCCUGUCUGCACGUACCCUUCCUUCCGCAGUUUUCUCCUCCCACGCCUCUAAAUACCCUAGGUCCACGUGAGUGACGCCUUCCAGCGACUGCAGAGAGAUCGCGCGGCCAGGGUACCCGGGCUCUGGCGGCGAAGGCGGGGUCUCCGGCAGCCCCAGGGCGGCGGCGAGGUGUGCAAGCGGACGCCUGUGGGCGGGCGCGUGGCGGUACGCGGCCAAUCGCCGCCGCCGUGCGAGCCCCUUAAGGCGGGCGGCGCGGCGGAAGCGCGUGGCAGCACGUGGCCACAGCGGCGCCCUCGGUCGAGCUGCGUGGCCAUGGACGUGGGCGCCGACGAGUUCGAGCAGAGCCUCCCUCUGCUGCAGGAGCUGGUCCUGGGCGCCGACUUCGUGGGUUUGGACAUAGAGUUCACGGGCCUUCGCUCUAACCUGUCCUGCCGCCAGCAGAUCAGUCUUUUUGACUUGCCCUCGGAGUGGUAUCUAAAGACCCGCCGUAGUGUUCAGCAGUUCACCAUCUGUCAGAUUGGAUUGUCUGUGUUCUCUAGUAUUGAAGGAGAGACAAACAAGUAUGUAGCCCAUUCGUGUAACUUCUUUCUCUUCCCGACGACAUUUGGGAUCUUGGAUUCAGAAUUCACUUUCCAGGCUUCUAGUGUUCAGUUUUUGAAUCAGUAUGGCUUCGACUACAACAAGUUUCUCAAAAAUGGGAUCCCAUAUAUGAAUGAAGAGCAGGAGAAGAAAAUUAAACACAACAUCCUGACUGGCAACUGGAGAGUUCGCAGUUCUCUGGACAAAGACCAAAUCAAGGUGGUGAUCGAUGAGGUGACACGGUGGCUGGACUCGGCGGAGGAGGGCGACUGGAUGACUCUUCCUGGUAUUGCUGGCUUCCAGGCCUUUGAGGUCCAGCUGGUACUGAGGCAGGCCCUCCCCGACAUCUGGACGGUCCUGAGAGACCAGGGGAUAAUAGUGAAAAAAGUGAAUAAACAACAUCGCUGGUAUCUUGAGAACACCUCCUGUGAUCGAGCGAGCUGUUGGAAGGAGAAGAUUCUUCUCUCUGCCCGGGGUUUUUCAGUGUUUUUCCAGAUGCUGGUGAAAGCCCAGAAGCCCCUAGUGGGCCACAACAUGAUGAUGGACCUGCUGCACCUUCAUGAGAAGUUCUUCCGGCCGCUCCCAGAAAGCUAUGAUCAAUUUAAGCUGAAUAUCCACAACCUGUUUCCUGUUCUCAUUGACACCAAGAAUGUGACCAGGGAUAUCUGGAAGGAACUGAAUUUCCCAAGGGUUUCAAAUCUUUCAGAAGUUUAUGAAGUCCUAAACAGCGACUUGAAUCCUACUAAAAAUUCCGGGCCAGAGGUCAUUCACGCAAGCAAGUGUGAGAAAUACGUUGAGACCAAGUACCCCCACGAGGCUGCGUACGAUGCCUUCCUCUGUGGAUCAGUUCUUCUGAAAGUGGCACACUUGCUCCUGUGGAGAGUACGUGGUACUGGCCCCAUGCCUGAGCCCUCCUUCCCUCUAUACCUCGACGUGCUGGCUCCCUACAUGAACCAGGUGAAUCUUAUCCGAGCCGGGGUCCCUAAGAUUAAUUUUUCGGGUCCAGAUUGCCCCAGUAUCCGACCUCCCAUCCUCCUCCUUCAUGUCCGGAGGUGGCCUGAGGUCAGCGAGCAGCAGGUCUAUUGGGAGUUUCAGAAUCUCUGCAAGUUCGAUGUGCGGCGACUCUCGAGGAGCCAGUUCCUGCUCUUGACCAAUAAGUUUAAGGAUGCUCGGAGCAUCCUGAAGGAGUACAGGGGCCACCCCACCCUGCAGGUCUCCCUGUACCGGUACUGGAGGCACUCCCCGAACAUCAACUGCCUGUUACAGGUCUGUGGCGUGGUCACCACCUGGGCCCUCCUGGCGCUUCUCCUCGGAAGACCUGACCUCUGAGUGCAGCCAGCAAUCCCUGUCCUAUCUCUGCACCGCCCGGGACAGCCAUCCGUUUGGGUUUUUCGUGGGUUUUGUUUGUGUAAAUCAUAUUUUACUUGCAGACCAGUCUGUGCGGUCCUUGUGAAGAGCUUUGUUUUGAAUGUGAAAUUCUGUAGCGAUUAUCAACGAUAAAGAAAUCCUUAGAUGUG
Messenger RNA from Ailuropoda melanoleuca (giant panda), 3055 nucleotides. It is a transcript of the gene PNLDC1, whose product is annotated as PARN like ribonuclease domain containing exonuclease 1. NCBI's taxonomy places the organism in Eukaryota, Metazoa, Chordata, Mammalia, Carnivora, Ursidae. The record is from RefSeq and is a predicted model, not a curated record. Gene Ontology annotation, molecular function: RNA binding; 3'-5'-RNA exonuclease activity. Gene Ontology annotation, cellular component: endoplasmic reticulum; nucleus. Bases 1272 to 2867 code for a protein of 531 amino acids. The transcript is spliced from 20 exons. Gene Ontology annotation, biological process: siRNA 3'-end processing; nuclear-transcribed mRNA poly(A) tail shortening; priRNA 3'-end processing.